This is a messenger RNA of Paralichthys olivaceus (Japanese flounder), 4408 nucleotides long. The record is from RefSeq and is a predicted model, not a curated record. Lineage: Eukaryota; Metazoa; Chordata; Actinopteri; Pleuronectiformes; Paralichthyidae.
GCUUCGGAGGCAAUGGAGGAUUGUGUGCAGGGGGCGCUCUCGUCACUUUAUCCUCCCUUUGAGAGCACGGCGCCGCCCCUCCUCUCCCAGGUCUUCUCCGUCCUGGAGUCGACUUAUCAACACGACAGUCUUCGCUACCUCCUGGACUACUUUGUUCCUGCCAAACACCUCCUGCACAAACUGCAGCAGCACGCCUGUUCUCAGUACCUCGGCUGCUUGUUCCUUCACUCCGGCUGGCCUCUGUGUCUGGGCGAGAAAGUGGUCGUCCAACUCUCCACCUUGGACUGGAGGCUCCUGCGCAGUAAUGACUUCUACCUGCAGGUGGUGCCCUUCUCCACGCGCUGCCCCCGACUGGCUCUGAAAUGUCUGGCCCCUGGGGGGCGCACUGUUCAAGAAAUCUUGGUGCCCGAGUCACAGCACCCCCUUGUGUUCACCUCUGAGUGGCUGCACAGUAUCAACAAAGAACGAGGCCACAAGAGGGAAGUUGGAGGGGGACUGGACACCUGCCUGGUCAGCACAUGUGAUGGUGUGGUUCGACUUCCGUGGAAGGAGGUUGUCUACCCAAAAUUCAUCCACGACCCUUCGGAGGAGCUUGGCUUGAUGUCUAACUACGAGGGCUCCAUAUCCGGCCGCUUGCCCAGUGAGGGGGGCAGCAGCAGCCUCGGGGGCUGGGGUGGCUCAUCCUCUGGAGAACUGGACUCCUGGUCCUGGGACGAGGAGGAAGAGGAUUUACCACCGGAUGGCCUGGACUCUGAGUCAGCGCUCCCCCGGCGAAGGCGCAGUGAAGAUGGGCUUGGGCGGACAGCCAGGCACCCUCAGCUUGACGGGGACUAUGUGGAGCUGUUGGAGCCCAGAGGGGGUCCCGACGGAGGGGUCGACCCAAGGCAAAGGUACUUGGAGAUGCAUGGGAUCUCUAAGACCAAGACGUUGCCUCUGUGUAGGAGAAGUAAGGCCAUCAAACUCAGAAAGGGCAGAGCUUGGGGAUACGGGAGGGUGGAAAGGUCAGGAAGCCUUCGGGCUGUCCUUGGUGCCAAAGGAGACACAUUACAGCCUCAGCCUCCUCCAGGAGUCGCUGAACCUUGCAGAGGGAGGCGGGCUUAUACGUCCUCUGUCCUAGACUCUGACGAAGGAGAUAAAACAAGCAGGGACUCAGGGGGUGUAGGAAGCGGCCAGCUUUAUUUUGAUGGCCCAUCCAAGGAGAGGAGGCCAGGCGUUGGCAAGGAGAGAGAUAGCAACGGCCUCAUGCAGCCGUGCAGAGAUGACCACCGAAGUAAAGACUCAGAGAGUGGGGACAGUUUAGUCACAAACGAAGUCAAUACGUUGACGAACCGCAAAGUGGAGAAUGUCGUAGAGGGCCACUCAGAUCACGGAUCGCAUUCAGACUCAGUCUUUGAGGAUACCGAUAAACCGCUGAGUGGUGACAGUGAUGCCACGACGCCAACAUCCGAUGCACCAGAGAGACCAUUCACCGGUGUUUCAGAAAAUGGAGAAAUCACCAACAGUGGGUCCAGAACUUCGAGCUCGUCUAAGCCAAAGGUGGCAGAGGAACGAGGUGAAGGAAAGACGGAAGACAGGAUGUGUCCCAGAGGAAAGGAAGUUAAAACUGCAGGAUUCAGAGCACCAAGGAGGAAAAGGAAGGGAAAGGGGGCCAAAGGAAGAGCCCGGUCUGGUGGUCGUGCGCACCACAAGGUCUCGAAGCUGCAGGGUAAAGCUCCUCAGUCAGGUCCGACCUCCUGCUCAACAAAGCUGCCGGUCACAGAAGAGAACCCGUCGGAACAAACAGAGCAAGCCGACGAACCCGACGCGGUGCCCACUACAACUAAAGAGGCCAUCAACGAGAACACCAAGAAAAGCGACGCAGAGACGGAAGCUGAAACUCUGUCUGUCUGUAACGGACAAUCUGGCACAUCCUUAUUUCACCACUCUAAUGAAGAGCCUCAGUCGGCAGAGACAUGUCCAGACCAACUGAACGGCACUUUGUUUAAAGAGCCUCCACUGCUCAGGGAACUGAACGCAGAACUUCUCCAGUCGGGGAAGCUGAAGUUGACAGGUACUGUGGACAGGUUGGGACGUGCUCUGGUUGUCACGGAGACGGACGCCUCAGAAGAGGGUUUCUGUGAGGACGAGACGGUUCGGGUCCUGGCCUGCUACCAUAGAAUCACCCGGCCUGCAGCCAAAGACAAAGGUCUCACGGUGUUAAUGGACAGCAGACGCUCUCCACCCUCCGCCCGCUGCUUCUCUGCACUUCAAAAGUUCCAGCUGCUGGUCCCUGGCGGUCUGGGAUCUGUUCUGGUUUUGCUGGAGGAGCAGCAGGAGUCCCUCGCUCAUAAUGUGGACGGAGCAGAGAUCCACAUGGUGCAGGGAACCGGGGUCCUUCAGCAGUUUGUGGACAAGCAGCAGCUGCUCACAGAGAUGGACGGAGACUUUGUCCACUGUCACUCAGACUGGCUCGCAUUCAGACUGAGCCUGGAGAGUCUGACAGAGCGUUGUGAGAGCGCCCUCAUGCUGCUGGGAGAAGCACUGCAGUCGAUGGACACUGAGCCACUGCCAGACAACAUCAAGGCGGUUCCUCUGAGCAUCGACAAACACCGACAGCUGAUGGCGAGCGUCCUGGCCGACCAACGCUUGACUGAGCUGCAGCAAAGGGGCGGGGCCUGGCUCGCUGGACUGACCAAUAGCACAUCUGGACUAGCACAGAAGUCGCCAGACUGCAGGGCUGCUCUCGCCGCCACCUCCAAACUCUACGACAGCGUGGACGACGCCCUCCACGGGCUCGUCCGAGUGUCCAACCAGAGAGGUCGCGACCUGGAGGCUCUGGGACGACUGGCGGGGCUGGCAGACAAACUGGAAAAGUGCGAUAAGGAGAUUGAGCGAGUCCAGUCGCAGCUGGACGAUUACAAGGACCCUCCUCUCUCCCUCAGCCGACUCUCCCUCAAACAGCAGAAGUUUAAGACCUUUCGAGAGACGGCGAACGAGCUGCACAGCGAGACUCUGUCCGUGCUCAGCGUCUUGGAGAGCUGGUGCGAGCUGGACUGGGCGGGUCUGAGCAACGUCCAGAUCCGACUUCCUCCUGUGAGGGAGAAGCUGAGAGACAUGUCCCACUGUCUGUCUGACUGCUGGACCACCCUGGACAAUACGCAGAGGCUGCUGUCCACGCUGACCGAGGCGACCCAGUGGUGCGAUGCUGUCUCCUCCACCUCCUCCUCUUCGUCUCCUAACACCUGCCCGCUCGCCUCCCUCCCGCCCAUCCCCCCGUCACGUUUCCAGGAUGCCCGCUCCCUGGCUUUGGAGCUCGGGGGAGGGGCGCUGCUGGACUUCUGGACCCAGACAGUGGAGCGCUACCAGAGGACCGUGGCACAGGUCAAACCGCGGUUCCUCCAGUCGGACAGGGGCCAGAAUCAGGGCCAGGGGAAGCUCAAGACGCCCUCGGCGAGCAGCCUGUGGGACCUGAUGGGCCCCGAGGGAGAGGGCGACUGGGGGCUGGGGGCCGGAGGGAGCGAGGGGGGGCUGCAGUCCUGGGGAUCUCUGGCGUCGCUGUUCAGGCCGCAGACUUGCUCCACACUGAAGAUAGGAGAGGAGAGAGGGAAUAAGAAAGACGGAGCAGGGGGAGGAAACGGAGGAGGAGGAGCUGGAGGAGGGAAGUUCCUGCAGAAUCUUCUGAAUCCUGGAAAGAAGAGCCCCCCAGAGGCGCCGCUCCCUCCCAAACCCCCCAGAAAGCGCCACCCGAGCUUCGACCUCCAGGCGCUCCUCGCCCCCCGCCGAGGCACGGCCACCCCGAAACCUGCCGAGUCUCCGGUGAGCGGGUCGAGCCGCAGCUCCCCCAUGUCCUGGCUGGGGAGACGGGCGUUCGCCGACCCGGUCAUCACCACCGGCAUGGCCGCGGCUAUACCUGGAUGGGGCGCCGGCGGAGCGGGAGGAGGGGUGUUGAUUCGGGGAGUGGAGGUCAGCAGCAAGGAGGUGGUCGACCACACGGGGUCGCCCCGGCAACACGUGCUGCUGGGGAGGACGGAGAGGGAGACGGGGACAGACCGGACCGGCUCAACUCCUCAGAGUAAGCUCUACCUGCUGUGGUGCAGGAUGCUGAGUUCGGAGAGGCAGUACGUGGCCGUGCUGAAGGGCGUGGAGGAGACGUACCUCCCUCUGCUGGAGCUCUCGGACACGCCGGCCUCCAUCAGGGGGAAGGGGGACGCCCUCUUCCCCAACUGGGCGGGCCUCGGCUCCUUUCACUCGCAGAACCUUCUCCCUGCCAUGGAGGGCGCUCUCGUGCAGAGCUUGUUGCAACAGGACUGCUUCAGCAAAUACCGGGAGCAGUUUCUGCAAUAUUCUCACUACAUCAGGACCAAACCAGAACUGGACUCUCAACUGGUCACACAGGCCGCGGACUUCUUCAAGGUACGAACCGUCGACU